UAGCAUUCAUCAUGGACGGGCAAAUAAAGAAAAUAGAUACCUUGGUUAACCUGUCUGGCAAAAAAAUACAAAGCUAUGAAGUGAAACGUCUAACCGCCCCUGGCGAGAACUACGGAAGCUUAAUGCUAAGCCUGGAAAUCACCACCGAAGACUCCGAAAAAAUAUCCCUAGUAGCCAAAGCGGUACCACCCAACGAAUUCAUCCAAGAAUACUUCAUGACUUCGAUCACCUUCCGCAACGAGAUCGUGUUCUACAAGCACAUAGUACCCACCCUGCAGGAGUUCCAGCGACAAAACGGAGUGACCGAAGUUAUAGAUUUUACCCCGAAGUACUUCGGAAGCAGACUGAACUUAACCGGUAGCGACAAAGUGGAUCAAGACGCCGUAUUACUACUCGAGAAUCUAAAAAUCCAGAAUUAUGGUACCUUGGACUCAACUAUUGGUUUAGAUCUAGACACCACUAAACUAAUCCUGGCGGAUUUAGCCCACCUUCACGCCGUCCCUUUAGCCUACAAACUCCACAAGCCCGUGGACUUCGCCACAAACAUCAAACCCUUCUUGAACGACUGGACCCCCAACAUCCACCCAAACAUGAAAGAGAUAAUUUCGCGUUUAAUCGACAAGUUCGAGCAGUUGAAGGAUUUGAAAGCGCGACUCGUGGAAGGUUUCGAUAAAAUCAAAGAGUAUUUUCCGGCUAGAGAACCUUUUGGAACCAUCACCCACAACGACUGCUGGGUCAACAACAACAUGGUUCAACUUCAAGAUGGUACUCCGGUUAGGAACAAACUCGUGGACUACCAAAUCGCCAGCUACGGGUCUCCAGCUCGCGACAUAGUCUUCUUCUUGUUUUCCAGCGUGAAGAACGACGUCGUGACGCAGUACUACGAUCGGUUGAUCGAGUGGUACCACGGGAUUUUUGUUUCGGAUUUAGAAGCGUUGAAGUGCGAUACGAAACCGUUUUCUUUGGAGGCUCUGAAGGAGGAGAUUGAUAUAGAGGCUAGAGAUUCGCAGUUCGGACAUGUGGCUUUCAUGCUUUACCCAAUCUUCGCUGUACGGAAGAACGUAGGAGAUUUGUCGAACCUUUCGCCGGGGAAUAUUUUUUCGGACGAGGUCACAGAGUUGCACAAGCAGAAGUUUCUUUUUGUGGUUGAGGAGUUUGUGAAGAGGAAUUGGGUUUAAUGGGACUGUGUCUUGAAUAAUAAAUGUUGGUUGUGUUUUCAAGGUUGACUGUACUUACUAAGUUUGUUUUAUUUUCAUUGUUAUACUAAAUGAUUAGAUAGCAUUUUUUUAAACGUGUGUACUUGUUCUAAACGUAUGUAAAUAAUUAAAUAAAUCUUCAAGGAUUAUUAAAGAGGUAAGUUGAAACUUAAACUGCAGUGCACUGGAAAACCUUGUAGAGUGUUGUGAUUAGAACAUACAUGGAAAGUUUGUCGUUUAUCACGUAUUAAAGAUAAGUGACAUUUCAUCUUGAUAUGAAGCGUUACCU
Messenger RNA from Zophobas morio, 1485 nucleotides. RefSeq lists its product as uncharacterized. The coding region runs from base 12 to 1178 and encodes 388 amino acids. NCBI's taxonomy places the organism in Eukaryota, Metazoa, Arthropoda, Insecta, Coleoptera, Tenebrionidae. The record is from RefSeq and is a predicted model, not a curated record. The transcript has a single exon.